Misgurnus anguillicaudatus (oriental weatherfish) is the source of this 3043-nucleotide messenger RNA. The record is from RefSeq and is a predicted model, not a curated record. NCBI's taxonomy places the organism in Eukaryota, Metazoa, Chordata, Actinopteri, Cypriniformes, Cobitidae.
AUAUUCGCGUCUUUUCCUCAUGCCGUUCGCACCCGAUGCGUUUUUUUUUAAAUCAUUGCUGAAUUUGAUAUUAAAUGGCUGAAAUCAAGCUAGCGAAUGCUAACCUUACUAGCAGCUGCAAGAGGUUGAACGCUGAAAUUCAGUCUUUAGUGCAUAUUUAUGAUUUGUCGAGAAGUAAAACAUGAGCGAGGUUUGCUAUACAUGUUUGAACUUAGGAAUGUCACGUACAGAUGUACAAUCAAUGGUACAGUCAGUGAUGAUAUCAGAUGUUUUCAGUUUUUAACAGAAGCUGUGAUGUUGUGUAUGUGAUGAAGAUGUCCAGCACUGAAUAAACUCUCAGCCUGAUUCCGGUCAUGGAGUUCCGCUUUGGGAAUGUGGUAUUCAGUUCCAGCUUUGAUUCUGGAAAUCUUGCCCGUGUGGAGAGAGUGGAUCAUUCAGAGACGGAUGGCAGCAGACAGACCAAUGCUUCAGUGCAGACACAACCUGACUAUGAGUUCAACGUCUGGACCAAACCGGACUGUGCGGACACAGAGUUUGAAAACGGCAAUCGGUCAUGGUUUUAUUUCAGUGUGCGAGGUUUGUUGCCGGGGAAACUGCUGAAGAUUAAUGUGAUGAAUAUGAAUAAGCAGAGUAAACUGUACACUCAGGGGAUGACACCGCUCGUCCGCUCAGUGCCUGUUAAACCACGCUGGGAGAGGAUUCGGGAAAAACCCACGUUUGAGAUGUCAGACAGUCAGUUCAUCUUGUCUUUUGUUCAUCGUCUACUGGACGUUCGAGGGGUCAACACAUAUUUCGCCUUCUGUUACCCGUUCUCAUACACAGAGUGUCAGGAUAUGAUGCUUCAGCUAGACCAGAAGUUUCUGAGCAGCACACACACACUGGGACCCUGCAGUAGUCCAGUAGACAGUAUUUACUACCACAGAGAGAUCUUGUGUUAUUCUCUGGAUGGAAACAGAGUCGAUCUCAUCACAGUGUCGUCCUGUCACGGCCUGAUGGAGGAGAGAGAACCGCGGUUGGACAGACUGUUUCCGGACCUCAGCACCCCACGACCUCAUCGGUUUACCGGCAAACGGGUGUUUGUUCUGAGCAGUAGGGUUCAUCCGGGCGAGACGCCAUCCAGUUUUGUUUUCAAUGGAUUCCUGAACUUCAUCACGAGUCAGGAUGACCCACGUGCACAGACGCUUCGCAGGAUGUUCGUCUUCAAACUCAUUCCCAUGCUGAACCCUGACGGGGUCAUCAGGGGUCACUACAGGACGGACUCACGAGGCGUGAAUCUAAACAGACAGUAUGUAAAUCCCAGCCCAGAUCUGCACCCCUCCAUUUAUGGUGCCAAAGCUCUCCUGCUCUACCACCACGUACACAAUCGCCUAGGCAGCUGCACACCCCCCGCCCUCAAAACGUCCGACCAAUCGAACACCACCCCUCCUCUGACCACGCCCACUGAACUAGAACACAGUCUCAACUUCCGAAAUGAGGCGGAUCGAGGAGAGGGGCCGACGCUGGACCUGUCAGAGAUCCCCAUGCAGUUGGAGGAGAGCUGGGAGAAGGGCGGAGUCAAAAGGGAGGCGGGGUCCUGCGAUGAGAACGAAUCAACGAUGAACAGAGGUGAAGCACCUCCAUUGUUAAACCCUGCCCCUUCUGAACAGGUCCCGCCCCAGGACAGCGGAGUGGCCUAUUACAUAGACCUGCACGGGCACGCCUCCAAAAGAGGAUGCUUCAUGUACGGCAACAACCUGUCGGAUGAGAAUCAGCAGGUGGAGAACAUGUUGUAUCCAAAGCUCAUCUCGCUCAACUGUGCUCAUUUUGACUUCAUGGGCUGUAAUUUCUCAGAGAAGAACAUGUACACACGAGACAAACGUGACGGCCAAUCAAAAGAGGGCAGUGGACGGGUGGCCAUUCACAAAACCAUCGGCCUGGUGCACAGUUACACGCUGGAGUGCAAUUAUAACACGGGCCGCUCGGUCAACACCAUCCCACCCGCCUGUCACGACAACGGGCGAGCCACGCCCCCUCCGCCGCCAACCUUUCCUCCGAAAUACACACCUGAGGUGUACGAACAGGUCGGGCGAGCUGUCGCGAUAGCAGCGCUGGAUAUGGCGCAGUGUAACCCGUGGCCGCGGUUGGUUUUGUCUGAGCACAGCAGUCUGAUGAACCUGCGGGCAUCCAUCCUUAAACACGUGAGGAACAGCAAGGGCCUCGCCGCCUGCAACCGCAAAAACAGCAACACCAAGACCGCCAGUCCACCUAAACCAGCUUUGAGCAGCUCGGCUUCAGAAAACUCCCUGAACCGCUCGCGCUGUAACGCGGUGGGAAACAGACAGACGUCUCCGCAGCUCAAAAGCUCGCCGAGCUUCACGUUCGGCUGCAGCGGGCCCAGCACGCAGAGGACCCCUCACAGGACCUUAGGGCCCGUCAAAGAUGUGUUGUGUUUGUGCUCUGCUAUAGAGUGUAAAACUCAAGAAAAGAAACGUCCACAUCACCAGAACCAGCGGCUUUCCCUCUGCCAGCCGCCUCCUACUCGCCUCCCUCUCUCACCUUCAUCCUCUUCCUCCUCCCCGUCCUCCUCUUCCUCAGGAGGUGUGGUCAGAGUCCCGGGUCCGUGCUCCAUUAGUGUGUCAGGCAACAGCUUCCACGAGACCCGCCCUCUCGAUCACAGUAAAGACUUUCCUCUGCGGGGUGGGCGGGACAUCAGGACUGGCAGAUCAGGGCCCACCCAAUCUCAAAAGUUUCAACAAAGAAAACCAAUCACAGCACAGGAACAUCAUCAGGAGUCUUUGGACCUCAUGAGGACUUCUAUAGAAUAUAGCAGAUGUGAGCUAAAGCCACGGCCCAGUCGAAUUCCAGUACGGAGCGCAGUCCCACCUCUCCCUGGUGGUCUGGAGACACCCGCACUGAAGGUGUGGAAACUAAUCAAACCCGGCAUCAAAAAGCACUGGCCAGGUGUGUCUGGGAAAGACGGUUCUUCUCUGCGUCUGGCCAACAAAGUUCUGCUGAAGAGUAAAGAUCAGAGAUCUGUAGACCUCACUUAAACAAAAAGACAAAA